Messenger RNA from Physeter macrocephalus (sperm whale), 6455 nucleotides. RefSeq names its product SWT1 RNA endoribonuclease homolog (gene SWT1). NCBI's taxonomy places the organism in Eukaryota, Metazoa, Chordata, Mammalia, Artiodactyla, Physeteridae. The record is from RefSeq and is a predicted model, not a curated record. The transcript has 20 exons. Gene Ontology annotation, cellular component: nucleus. Bases 160 to 2934 code for a protein of 924 amino acids.
AGGCAAAGCUAAACAAACGCUCGGGAGCGUUCGAGCGGUACCCUGCCUCCGAGCGCAGAACUACAUUUCCCAGCGGGCAUCGGGCUCGGGGUCCCUUUCCCUUGGCCUGGGCGUCCCGAGUCGCCACCGGCGCGAGCGCUGGUGAAUAAGCUUUUCAAAAUGUCCAGCAAAGAAUCUUACGGAAAAAAAGAGAAAUCUCGGAGAAAAGGCACCGCCCCAUCACCCAAUGUUGAUGAAGAAAUAAGAAUUCUGGAUAAGAAAGAGAAAAAAACCUCAGCAAAUUCUACUAGUUCAGCUUGUUCUGUAAUAUCAGUUUCAACAGAGAAGAGAAAACUGAAAUCAGAUCAUACAGAUAUUCUGUACUGUAAUAUAAAAAGAAGACAAGAACUGAAAAGACUGAAUGUAGAAACUGACACUCCAAGAAAGAGACCAAAAAUUAGUUUUUCAUCCCAAGGACUUGUUAAACUCCAGGAAACAUCAUACUCAAAUGAUAAUCAAAUUAUUUCUCAGAGUCCUUCUUCAAAUGGAACUAAAAAAGGUAUAAGUAAAUGUGUCGAUUUUAAAGAUAUUAAAUUGACAAAUGUUAAGAGUGAGCUGGACCAUGGAAUUAAAAACUUUAGCAGUCCUAAGAUUGCCAAAGAUGUGAGACCUAAAGCUGAAGGCCAGGCAAGUGAAAAAAAAUGGCCUCAUUUACUUGCUCAGAGGGAGAAGAUGAAGGAACUCAAGAAAGAAAGGUACAAUAAAUUUAGAGACAGUUCUGAAAAAUAUGUUUUGGAGAAAUGCAAGAGAAUCCAAUUUUCUCAGGAUUAUAAGUCCAACAAGAUAAUUAAGGAACCCCUCGAAUCUAGAAGAAGAAAGAUCAAUUUCAAAAUCCUAGGAGAAUCCCGUGAAACCCUUCAGAAGCUUGUAGAAGAAAAUGUCUUCAGUUUAGAUUCUAACAAGUUAAAGACUAAGCAGGAGAAAAAAGAAUGCCUGGAAGGCUCCCAGGUUUCGUUAAAUUUGACAAGGCACAAAAGUGAACAUUUAUUUUCAGAUUCCACGUAUAAGCAGACUGUUCGUGAGUGGGAAGGAAAAUAUCAUGAGCAUCAAAGAAGUAAUGAUUCAAGUUCUAGUGAAAACCUAACCCAGAGUUUUGAAGCACCAUGUUCUUCAGUGUCACUUGAAAGUAUUCAAGAUACAGAUCAAGAGAUGCAGAUUGUAGAAGAGCUUCACGCUGCACGUGUGGGAAAAAGUGUGGAUUUACCUGUGGUUCCACCUUCUGGAGAGUUAACAAGUAUGGAGAUUGACUUGGUGGAAGAUGAUGUACAUUCCUCUUCUGCAGAUACUGCUUCAGACAAAAAGCUUUUAAUUGUUGUUGACACAAAUAUACUGAUGAAUCAUCUCAAAUUUGUUAGAGUUUUGAAGACAACAGAAAUCUCAGGCUUUGACAGGCUUGUGUUAAUAAUUCCCUGGGUUGUUGUGCAAGAGCUGGAUCGUAUGAAGGCAGGAAAAUUAUUGAAACAUGCCCAGCACAAAGCUAUACCUGCAGUUCAUUUCAUCAAUGACAGUCUCAAAAAUCAAGAUAGAAAGCUAUGGGGUCAGUCAAUACAACUUGCAUCUCAAAAACUUUUUUUAGGUAUAUCUUCCAGGCCCAUGUGUCCUAGAAAAAGUGACAGAACAGAUGGAUUCAGUGAUGAGAACAAUGAUGAUCGUGUAUUAAAAUGCUGUCUUCAGUACCAAGAAUUAUUCCCUUGUUCUCUUGUUAUUUUGUGCACGGAUGAUAGAAAUUUAAGAAACAAAGGCCUAAUAAGUGGUGUGAAGUCACUCAGUAAAGAAGAAUUGAGUGCAGAAUUAUUAAACUUAUCUCUGAACACAGUUGUAUGUCAUCAGCCUUGUAUAUCUAAACAACAAUUGAAAGCAGAAGCAACACCUUUAGAGAAGAGCUGUGAGGAGGAAUCUACAAACUCUGGACUAUGCAUUCUACUUGAAAGCAUUGUAUCUGAUCUCGAAAAAUCUCUUGGAACAGCUUUAUCUUCAAUAUUAGAAACAGAAAUGAAAAUUGCUUUUGGAAACCUUUGGAUGGAGGUGCUGUACUUGAAACCACCAUGGACUCUAAUACAUUUAUUACAGUGCUUUAGAAAACAUUGGUUGGCUGUAUUUGGAUUAGUUAUGGAAAAGAACUUGCUUUUAACUGUUGAGAGCCUAUAUGAAAAUCUCUCUAAAGCUAACAAUGCUGUGGAUUUUACAACAGUGAAAUUGCUGCUUCAGGAUUCUAAAAGUUUGCUACAUGCUUUCAGUACAAGGUCAAAUUAUGAUGGUAUUCUUCCACAGGCCUUUGCUCAAGUAAACAAACUACUCCAAACAUUUAUAGAGGUCAAGGCAAAACUUAAGCAAAAUCCUUCAAAAAAUACAGCGGGUAAAAGGCAAGAAGAUAAUUCUUUGAUGAAAUCUAAUAACCAAGAAAUCACCGUUUUCUCAGGUUCUCAUCUUCCCCAACCCAACAGGCAUCAAGAGAUCUGGUCUAUCCUAGAGAAUGUUUGGAUUACAAUAUAUCAAAACAGCAUGGAUGUGUUUCAAAGAUUGGGCUCAAAUUCAGCUCUGAUGUCUUCAAAAAUAGCAUCAUUUGAAGAAGCAUUUGUAUAUCUUCAAAAGUUAAUGGAAGCUGUUAAGGUUAUUCUUGAAGGAAUUCAGAGGAUUUUGGCACCCAAUAGUAAUUAUCAAGAUGUUGAGACCCUCUAUAACUUCCUAAUCAAGUAUGAGGUAAAUAAAAAUGUCAAAUUUACUGCCCAGGAACUUUAUGAUUGUGUUUCACAGGCUGAGUAUCGGGAAAAGUUAACCAUCGGAUGCCGCCAGCUGGUUGAGAUGGAACAUACCAUGCAACAGUGCAAUGCCUCUGUCUAUAUGGAGGCCAAAAACAGGGGAUGGUGUGAAGACAUGCUCAACUAUAGAAGCUAAGUGCUGAUUUUGUAACUUAGAAGGAACUGCAUCUGUCUUCAAGAACAACAGAGUAGCUUUCAACCUUUUGUGCCAAACCCGGGAGACUUGAAAGAAAUGUCUCAAGAAAUGUCUCAAAUGUCAAUGUCUCAUAGGUACAAAAAGAUGAUUGCCUAUUACCGACAAUCUCAUUGAGGUUCUUUAAUGCAUCCAUUGUGGGAUAAACUGUGAACUCAACUCAUCUGAAGUUGACUUUACCUCCCUACCUCUACUCCUAAUACUGAGCCAGUGUGUCUAAGGAAAGGAGAGCCAUCUUUUUGGUCAUCUUAGGGCAAGAGCCACUGCGGCAUCUGAGGAAGGCCCAGGACACAGUGUUAGCAUCUCUCUCAACAAUAAAUAUAUAUGGGUAUGUGACUAGAGACGUUUCCAAACCUCAAGAAAGAAUUAGGACAUAACCAUGCUCACCAUAUUCCACAAGAGAAAGCUUACCCUGGGCUGUUUUAUGAUCAAACUGUCUUCCAUGUAGGCCUGAUCAAGUAAUACGUAUCCCUUCCACUUCCCCCAAGGUAAGGGAAGUAGAAUUUUGACUUCAGCUCCAACUUGCUACAGUAGCCUCUUUUCUUCCCUGGCCUUGUCACUUUUCAAUGCAUUUCUCAUGGGAAAAACAGGGAGACCACUCUGCUCAGUGUCCUCUUAAAUGUGAAACAGCAUGGAUUCAUCAGGUAGCAGUGGCUGAUGUUUGCCCCUGGCUAAACCAAGUGUUUAACUCACUUCUUAUUUAGUUAUACCGAAAGUUGGAAAUCCUUGUUUACUAAAGUAUAUUACGCUUUUGUUAAUACAUUAGAUUAAAUCUAAUUUGGUUUUCUAUUAUAAAUGUUUAUUUUUUUAAAAAAGCAAAGAAUUAUGUUUAGUGAUUUUGCUUUUCAUUUUACUUCCAAAUUUUGUUUCUGAACUGCAUACAGGUGUGAUUAUAAAAGUGAACCUCCAAUGAAAGAGAACUAUGCAGGAUGCCCACUAGCAGGAAGAAGGAUCCUUGAGCUUUGUUUGCUUAGAAAGCCACACCUCCUCCUGGGGCUCAAAGUGCCCUCAGGGAUAUGAGCCUGGGUAGAAGAAGCUUCCAGAGCACCUCUGCUGUUGCCUCUUUCAUUUUCCUCCCCGAGGAGCCAGGAAAGCACCCCCUCCCCCUACCAAAGAUUUCUUCAGACUUCUAUCCCUCAGCUGCUUCUAGUUGUUACUGAGUUUUGCUCUGCUUUGUUUUUGUUGCUGUUGUUGUUUUGGUCGCAGCUUGCAGGAUCUUAGUUCCCUGACUAGGGAUUGAACCGUGGGCCACAGCAGUGAAAGCGCAGAGUCCUAACCACUGGACCGCCAGGGAACUCCCUGCUGUGCUUCAUUACCUCCCUUUUUCUCUUAUCUUUUUAAUAUGUUAUACAUUUUAGAACAUUUCUUUUCACUCCUAUCAUCUGAAUACUUCUACGUAUUUCACCCUGUGCAUGUGGAUUUUAAUUUUAUCCUAAUCUAUGUGUCUUUCACUUUGUGCGUUGUCAAUUUUCAACCUUUUUUAAAUAUUUAUUUUGAUAUGUGAAAAUGUUUUCACUUUCUAGUCUUAUUUUUGUCUUUAGAAGACAUUCUUUAAAAUUUUUUUAGUGUUUGUUUCUUUGAAAUGUCAGGGGUUUUGGGGGUUUUUUUCUUCUUUUUGUUGCCUUCUUUUCUUAUCUUAAACUUUAAUUUAUACUUUUUUUCUAACAGUCCAGUGUGGGAGUUGAGGGAUCCCUUUCCUCCCAUCCCCUGCUCUUUCUUUUCUGGGUCUCCCCUCUGGAUCGGAGUAACUCAGUUGACAUAAGGAUCAUAAGCCCCACCUUGAUAAGUUUGUUUUCAUGGGAAAUUAUCAUUAUCUUUAGAACUUCAGGUUUUAAAAUCUCCAUUCAGUAUACAUAGCUAUUAUGUUUUGGGCAGAAGCUUCAUAAGCAUGCCAUGAACCAGAAGGGACUGAUGGGAAAAGUCACAUGAGGGCAAGGGCUCUCUACAUAAAGUCUUGCCUUAGUGAGGAGCUGGUGAUAACUUCCUGAGAAGCAUCCCUGAGGAUUAUGACAGCAAAGUUCCUGGAACCAUUUUACACUAGCCUUUUCCAGCUUCCACAACGUGGUCCAUUUCCUUCUCGAAAGGACCAGGGAGGGUCCUCUGGCUUGGCCAGGCCACAGCUCUUCCAGCAUUCUGAGCCAAAGAAAAGUUGGCUAAAGACUUAAGAGUCUGUUGUGCCCUACUGGGUCCUCCUGUUAGGACCUGCAGUGGGCAGUUAGGACUGCACAGAUUGGAACUUCAUAGAUGGGUUAAUUUCACUUUCCUGUUAUUGUCUUUGCCUGUCGUAUGAAAGACAGGGGACACAAGACAAACCUGAAACUUUAUUUCCUUGAUCUUUUGGCCAUCAUCUUAAAACAUAGGUCCUUUCACCCUUUCAGGGUUGAUCCACAAUUAUUUAGUGUCGUGGUCUCCCUUAAGAACCUAGCUCUUAUUGUUCAUACUCCUGAUGUGACAUCUCCCCAAGCCCACCUAUCUAUUGGAGCCUUUUAGCUCCCUCCUGUGUGAGUGGGGAUGAAGUUACCUUUUUCUUCUUAGAGGGAACAUACCUCACUAUUGAAUAAUGAAAUGCAUCUUCCACUUAGGAAGUGCUGCCACCCAUACUCCUUUUCUGAUUUAGAUUGGACUGACAGUCCAGUCUCCCUCCCAGUUGGUGGCUCUUUAAGCUAUUUUGCCAACAAACAACAAAAAACCCCACUCCAGUGAAAAGAAGCAACUCCAUGAGCUUGAGCAGAAUUUACAGCUACGAACCUAUAAGGUAAGGCAAUAAGACACUCGAAUCUCAGCUACCAACAUGGCUCAGCGUUCCUAACUACAAACCAAAUUCAGUAUCCUAGCCUUCGCAACUCUUACUGUAGACUAAUGGUUAUCGGCUGAACUACAUUAACUCAGCACAUAACCCUUGCAUGGCCAGUGGGGAUGAAUGGUUCCCCGAUGUGAUUUCUAGUCAGGUAAAAUAUUGACGUGUCCUAGACUUUUUUAAAAAAGGCUUUUCCUUUAAAGGUUUGGUUAAGCUAGAAAGACAAAACUUUUUCAAGUGAAAAACUGUAGUUUUGAGUUUUGUCAAACACAAAUCACCAGCACACUCAAGUAAUGAGUUCCAUUGCUCCUCGAAAUUCCCUUGUGCCCCUUUGUAGCCAACUCCCAUCCCCAUCUCAGGAAGCCAUUGAUGUGUCUGCUAUCCAUGUAGCUCUCUUUUCCAGAAUGCUAUGCAAAUGGAGGCUUUUGAAGCUGGCUUUUCACUUAGCAUGAUGCUUCUGAGGAUCCAUCCAUGUUUUAUCAAUAAAUACUUCACUGUUUUUAUUCCUGAGUAGUAGUCCAUUGUAUUGAUGUACCCUUCCAUUCAUUCACCAGUUGGAAGGAUACUUGAAUUUUCAGUUUUUGGUGAUUAUGAAUAAAGCUGCUAUAUUCAUACACAGGUUUCUGUAAGAACAUGUUUUCACUUCACUUGGAUAAAUAGCAAGGAA